This is a messenger RNA of Linum tenue, 855 nucleotides long. The record is from the annotation of a GenBank genome assembly. NCBI's taxonomy places the organism in Eukaryota, Viridiplantae, Streptophyta, Magnoliopsida, Malpighiales, Linaceae.
AUGGUGAUUUUUGGCCUCGUUCGUCAUCUCUCCAUAGCCCGACGGAGAUGCGUGGUGCGAAAUUGGAGUUUGGACGGGCCCGGCGGCGGCGUUAGGGUGGGGCCCGACGUCGGCGUACGGACGGGGAUGUGCGACCCAACGUCGGAGUUCGGACAGAGAUGGCAGGCGUUGGUCCGAGGGGCUGUUCCAAAGUACGUUGGAGGUGAUGAAGCUGUGGUGAACAUGGUUGUCGAUGUAUUGUCCUAUUUCGAGUUAACAAAGACCCUAAUUGAAGAUUUAGAGUAUGUCUCCGUGGAAAGGCUUUGGUACUUGACUCCGGGUAAAAGUAUGGCCACUGGAUUGCACGAAAUUCAUUCAGACGCGGAGGUUAUGAAUGGAUUACUCCCAUGUGUAGCUAAAGGACAGGUGAGGGUCUACUUUGAAGCAACAAAAGACUUUGGUGAUGAUGGAUUUAUGGGUGACAACUACGGCCAUGAGCAUGAUGGUUCUGAUGAGGAUGGUGAAAACUCGGCUAUACCUGAAUUUGUUCAAGUAGGGGAAGAGGAUGAUGCCCAAACAUCUGAUGAAGAGUAUCAUGAAAUCAGGCAGAAGGCUCGAAACAGGAGGCAGAACUAUAGAGCUCGGAUUCAGGAGUCGGGUGAGGAGGUUGAUCAAGUGGUAUUGGAGGAGGAUGAGGGCAGUGAGAAUGGAGGGCAGAAUGUGAGUGGAAGUGAAGAGCAGAAUGUGGGCAGUGGGAAUGGAGGGCAGAAUCUUAGUCACAGAGUGCCACCACCUGGUGGUGUACGAGCAACAGAACCGGACCUGCCUCCUGUCAAUACCACACAGCCUCCCACUACUCAACCAGAGUCGCCUUAG